This is a messenger RNA of Lemur catta (Ring-tailed lemur), 1785 nucleotides long. RefSeq names its product acid phosphatase 6, lysophosphatidic (gene ACP6). Gene Ontology annotation, biological process: dephosphorylation. Gene Ontology annotation, molecular function: phosphatase activity. The transcript is spliced from 10 exons. Lineage: Eukaryota; Metazoa; Chordata; Mammalia; Primates; Lemuridae. Bases 445 to 1731 code for a protein of 428 amino acids. The record is from RefSeq and is a predicted model, not a curated record.
AAGGAAGUGGGUGGGAGCUUGCUUUAUAGAAAAGUGGAAUCGAGUCGUCUGUGUCAGUGGAGUCGCUGCCGCCGAGCAACUCUGGUUGCUGUCCCUUCAAGAGUGCUGGAGGCCAAACUUGAAAUGCAAGUUUAAGGUUUCCCAGAGAGCGAAAGAAAGGGAGCUGAGUUCCCCCCCAGCCCAGUCAGCAGCAGGACCAACCCUGACCCGGGUUAAAACUUCCAGCGGGCAUUCGCUGCUCCCACCUCCGCUUCUUGUCUCACGUUCCCACUCGGGGUUUCCCUCAGGGCCGGGAGUCGCAGUUGUCCCCGCUUGUUAGGGCGCUGGAUGGACGCGCCCGACAGUUCCCGCGAACUUGAGGGCGGCCGCUGACACCGCGCCUGCCAAGGGCUCGUGUUCGCCUCCUGCAGCCGCAACCCAGAGGGCAACCGAGGGGCUACCACCAUGAUCACCCGUGUCUUCAGUGUGCGCGUGUGGGCCCCGGUGGGCGUCCUGACCUCGCUGGCGUACUGCCUCCACCAGAGACGGGUGGCCCUGGCCGAGCUGCGGGGGGCCGGCGGCCAGCAUUUCGUGGAGCGCAGCCUGCUGGAGCUGAAAAUGGUGCAGGUCGUGUUUCGGCACGGGGCGCGGAGUCCUCUCAAGCCGCUCCCGCAAGAGGAGCAGGUAGAGUGGAAUCCCCAGCUAUUAGAAGUCCCACCCCAAACUCAGUUUGAUUACACAGUCACCAAUCUCACUGGUGGCCCGAGACCACAUUCUCCUUUCGACUCUCAAUACCGUGGGACCACCCUGAAGGGGGGCAUGUUUGCUGGGCAGCUGACCAAGGUGGGCAUGCAGCAGAUGUUUGCACUGGGAGAGAGACUGAGGAAGAACUAUGUCGAGAACAUCCCCUUUCUCUCACCAACAUUCAACCCACAGGAGGUCUUUGUUCGUUCCACUAACAUAUAUCGGAAUCUGGAGUCUACGCGUUGUUUGCUGGCAGGGCUUUUCCAGCGUCAGAAAGAAGGAUCCAUCAUCAUCUACACUGAUGAGGCAAGCUCGGAAGUCUUGUACCCCAACUAUGAAAACUGCUGGAGCCUGAGGCAGAGGACCAGAGGCCGAAGGCAGACUGCCUAUUCGCAGCCAGGAGUCUCAGAGGAUUUGAAAAAGGUGAAGGAGGAGAUGGGUAUUGACAAUGCUAACAAAGUGGAUUUCCUCAUGCUCCUGGACAACAUGGCUGCUGAGCAGGCACAUAGAUUCCCAAGCUGCCCCACGCUGAAGAAAUUUGCACAGAUGAUUGAACAGAGAGCUGUGGACACAGCCUUGUACAUCCUGCAAAGGGAAGACAGGGAAAGUCUUCAGAUGGCAGUAGGCCCAUUCCUCCACAUCCUGGAGAGCAACCUGCUGAAAGCUGUGGACCCUGCCACUCCACCCGGCAAGAUCAGAAAGCUGUACCUCUAUGCGGCUCAUGAUGUGACCCUCAUGCCUCUCUUACUCACCCUGGGGAUAUUUGACCACAAAUGGCCACCAUUUGCUGUUGAGCUGACCAUGGAACUCUAUCAGCACCAGGAAUCUAAGGAGUGGUUUGUGCAGCUCUAUUACCAUGGGGAGGAGCAGGUGCCGAGAGGUUGCCCUGCUGGGCUCUGUCCGCUGGAUAAGUUCCUGAAUGCCAUGUCAGUUUACUCCUUAAGCCCAGAAAAAUACCACACACUCUGCUCCCAAACACAAGCAAUGGAACUUGGAAAUGAAGAGUGACUGAUUUAUACAAAUAGGACAUGUUGAUUUUAAAUAAAAUGCCUUUAUACAAUG